GCUGCUGGUUCGUUGGCUCCGCCUUGCCCACCUCGCGCGGCAGCCGCAAAAGCAGCAACAAAACGCCCGCGCGUCAGACUGGCACGCUGCUUCGCUUUGCCCGUCGGCUUGCCUGACUCCUCCUCGCUCUCUCGACCCUCUCGCAUUGCUGCUGCUGUGCCGCCGUCCAAACGACGGCUGUUUUCUGGCCCCAGCAGCGAGGAGCGGUUCGCCGGCUGGAAUGGAUCGCGCGAGGAGGCAGCGGCGAGCAACAAGUGCUUUCCCUCAUAGCAGCAACGCGGUCGUGCCUGCGGACGGUGACAUUCGCGAGCGCUGACUGCUCGAGUGAAACAGCCGGCCUGGCUUUCUACCAGUCCCAGGACUAGAUCGAGAAGAACGCAGAGGGAUCCGAUGCUCGCACACCUUCACAGCCAGUCCGCGCGCCUCUCCUUUGCUCUCAUUUCAUACAAAACCCGGUGACAACAGCUUGCUGCCAGUGUGUGUGUUGUGUGCGCCAAAAGACGGGCAUCGGCAGCCCAACCAGAAACGUUUCCCCAGUGCUUUCAGUUCACACCUAAUCGAGCCCGAAGUGCGCAGAAGAUUGUAAUUUUCCCGAGUGUUCUUUCUUUCUUUUUUUAAAUCCUAGGCGAAUUUCAUUCGACACUUGCACGAAGUGGGGAACUUCGUAUUGGGGCCAUUCAUUGAUUUAUUCCGAUUCCAAAGGUGCCCACAAACAUCCCGUGACGGCUUCCUUCGAGUAAUCCCUUCGGCCCUCGUCGACGCGAGAUCGGCUUCUUCGAGUGACGUGCCUCGUGCGUGAUAAAGAGUGUGCAUCUGGUGUUUAAAAGUUUGCAUCGUGCUACCACAGUGGUGUGCGCGUGUCCUGCAGUGCGUACGGCUGUCUUCCCAGUGUUCCUGCUUCGUUUCGCCGAGGCCGUAUACAGGGAUUCCUGUGUGUUUCUUGCGGAGCGUUGCAUUCCGGCGGGCGCGCCUAUGGAUGUGUCUCGACAGCGGCCAUCCGCUACCGGCGGGCCGCACUGACCGCCGUCCGUCCCCGAUGCCGUUCCCCUUCGUCUGGAACGCAGCUUCGCCGCGGGCGGCGCACCGCUGCUGAGCAAGAAGACCACCGCAACAAGCUCCUACACAGAGGUGGCAUCGCUGGAGCUCAGUCCGAUCUGUGGUGGAGCUCACUUGUGCCGGCGGCCACGCUGCUGUAGCGUGGCGGCCAUGAGCUAGCGGCUCGGCGCCCGAGCGCCGCUGGAACCGCGGGGGCCAUGGCGUCGGUGCCCGCGGUGCCCGAGUUCCGGGACGCCGACCAGUGCCGUCAGCACGGGCUCGAGAUUAUCCGGCCUAAGCCUCGACGUCUGGGAGACCUGAACCGGCCGCACGACACCAGGAUGCCCGCUGAAGGCGCGUCACUGAGGGCGUCGCACCGUGACCUCGUCGGAGGCUCGGCUCCCUCGCUGACCAAGCUGUCGGUGCGCGACCUGUGGCCCAGUCCGUCGGGGCGCUCGUCUCACGAGGCGUCUCCGAGGUCCUGCCUGUCUGCCGCCGCGUCGUCCUCGUCUCCCGGUCCAGGACCCGGAUCCAACCGUGCGACGCCCGUUCGCGAGACGCCCGUGCUGAGCAGUAGCAGCAGCUGCGGGGCCAGCAGCAGGGCCUCGCCCGGUUCUCUUGCCCUGACGGCGGCCACGCGUGCCUCGCCAGCUCGCAACAAGCUGUCGCUGGCCGAGCCUGCCAUGACGCGGGAACAGGAGGAACAGCAGCAGCUAGACGAGGGAUUCCCGCCGGACCCAAACUUCUCUGUCUACCGUGAUUCGGCCUCCAACACGGACUGCGGCUCGCUUAGCAAAAGCUCUUCGGACGGCGACCCCGUUGUUUCACGGCGCAAGCCCCUCGCGAGGCUUAAGUCUCGUCGUCGCAACAUACUCAGCUUCCCUCUCAACCCGAGGACCCGAGGCUAGGCGUGCGUCCGCCACGACCUCUACGCCGGCGGCUC
Molecule: messenger RNA, 1978 nt
Organism: Rhipicephalus sanguineus (brown dog tick)
Lineage: Eukaryota; Metazoa; Arthropoda; Arachnida; Ixodida; Ixodidae
Exons: 4
Coding region: 1254-1943 (229 amino acids)
Source: RefSeq, a predicted model, not a curated record